ACUUGCUUGUUGCUUGCACACAAGCGGACACAAUGUCGGUGCUGCACGUCGAUGUGGACGCGUUCUUCUGCCAGGUGGAGGUGGCACGCCGAAACCACCGCCAGCAGCACCACCAGCAGCAGCAACAACAACAACAACAACAACAACUGCGGCAGCAACGGCAGCAACGGCAGUACCAGAAGCGACUGCGAUAUGUACAGGACGAAGGUGACGAGUCGCACGCGAGAUUCCGUGCAGUGGUGGUUGAGGAGGAGGAAGCGGAUCGGGAGAAAGCAGCGAAGCAUGGCGCCGAUCGCCACAACCACGAGCAGGCGCAGAUGUUGACGUGUCACACGCCAGUAUGCGUGCAGCAGCACCAGGACAUUAUUGCUGUUUCGCACGCCGCUCGCAGGCUGGGCGUCUACAAGCACAUGACACCACGCCAAGCAAGACGGGUCCUUCUCCCGCGUGGAGGCCAUGUUCUUCACGUCUUCACGGAGAGGUUGUCGGGGCGAGUGUCAUACCGCCCGUAUCGACGUGCAUCAAAGCAAGUCAUGGACGCAAUACGGAGCGGUCUGACAAAACAGGACCUGCUGCAAGUGGCCAGCAUCGACGAGGCGUACAUUAAGCUGGGGACAAGCGACACUUCGACGGCACUACGCGUGGCCAAAGCGGUGCAGCGCGCCUGCUAUUCCCUCACGGGGUACCGCGUCUCUGUUGGCGUGGCUCACAACAUGCUGCUGGCGAAGCUUGCCUCGUGCCAGGCCAAGCCGUUUGGCAUCGUCUGCCUCCGAACAACUGCGGAUGCUACACGGGUACUUCAAUCCACACCACCUUGGAAGCUUCCUGGACUCGGGCCCAAGAAACAACUCUUGCAACAAGCCAACAUUGCCAGUGCCGCUGCCUUGCAGCGUCUCUCUCAGCCCGAAAUCGCCAACCUGCUGCGUGUGGAGGCGAGCGAGGCGGCGCGUGUGCUGGAGUGGUGCUUUGGCCGCGACCACCGCCACGUCACGCGCCAAGGGCCACCGAAGAGUUAUGGAACACACAGCUCCCUUACCCCGGUUGCAAAGCUCGAGUAUGACGAGCUGGGUAACCCCACUGGAAAGAUGUUGAACCCGGUCACCAUCGAGUGCCGAGACGUCCUCAUGCGCUUCUUCCAGGACAUGUCGGUUGAGCUGUUGGAACGCAUUCAGGAGUUUCCAUCACAAGUGCCACGAACACUCACAUUACACUGCAGGCGUCAUGAGGUUGCCUCUGAAGUUGCGCGGAGUGUUGCCUUUCCGUCGUCCGUGUCCCUCGGUCGAGUCAUGGAUGAGAGCGAGCUUGCAGGCAACGCGACCAAGCUCGCCAAGACUGCGUGGUCUCUGCUGCGCUACCUCAUCAAGGACCCAACACAGCUCAUCACACGAGUGUCCCUGGUGGCGACAAAUAUGCGCAAGCGCCCGGAAACGCGUCAGCUCAGCCACUACUUUGCACGCAGCAGAAGCAGGAAGCACGGCAGUAGCGGUGAUGAUGGCAAUGGUGAUGAUGGCACACCGCCUGCAAAGCAACCAAAGUGUCAACCACAUCAACGGCAGCAGCAACGGCAGCAGCAGCAGCAACGGCUGCAGCAACACAAGGCACCCGCGCCUGAUGCAGACCCGUCCACUGCAGAAGAACCGGUGCAUGAUCGACAGCAUCAGGCGAUUGAGAUGGUGAUGCUUCCAGAGGAGGACCGUGAAGACCAUGGCAACACUGCUGCUGCUGCUGCUGCUGAUGAUGAUGAUGAUGAUGCUGAUGAUGAUGAUGACUCGCCGUUCUCAGAUGAGCACUGGCGGUUUGAUGAUGAACAGCUCGCACACCGUGUCGUGCCACCCCAGCACUUGCACCUGUGAUGCGGCGUAGCGACCACGCACGCACGCACGCACACACACACACACACACAGAGACACACACACACACACAGACACACACAC
Messenger RNA from Salpingoeca rosetta, 1934 nucleotides. RefSeq lists its product as uncharacterized. The coding region runs from base 33 to 1853 and encodes 606 amino acids. The transcript has 7 exons. Gene Ontology annotation, cellular component: replication fork; nucleus; site of double-strand break. Gene Ontology annotation, molecular function: DNA-directed DNA polymerase activity. Gene Ontology annotation, biological process: response to radiation; error-prone translesion synthesis. The record is from RefSeq and is a predicted model, not a curated record. NCBI's taxonomy places the organism in Eukaryota, Choanoflagellata, Craspedida, Salpingoecidae.